Messenger RNA from Capronia epimyces CBS 606.96, 2616 nucleotides. Its product is annotated as STE/STE20/PAKA protein kinase. Gene Ontology annotation, cellular component: cytoplasm. The transcript is spliced from 4 exons. Gene Ontology annotation, molecular function: protein serine/threonine kinase activity; ATP binding. Bases 1 to 2616 code for a protein of 871 amino acids. NCBI's taxonomy places the organism in Eukaryota, Fungi, Ascomycota, Eurotiomycetes, Chaetothyriales, Herpotrichiellaceae. Gene Ontology annotation, biological process: intracellular signal transduction; protein phosphorylation; regulation of MAPK cascade. The record is from RefSeq and is a predicted model, not a curated record.
AUGGACUUGAAUGCCGAUGCCCACGCCGGCACCACUUUCAAACGGCGUCGAGCAACCCUGACCAAGAAUCCUCCUCCAUCUGCCUUUACUUUCGCUCAGUCCCUUCGCAAACCUCAAUCCUCCGCAGCCCUUCAAAGAGCGCCGUCAGCUCCUCAGCCACGCAGUCAAGCAGCCUCACAUUCGAGCCGCGAUUUCCACCAGAGGACGCAAUCCUCCGCCUACGGUUCCUCGACCUCGUCCCUGGAACACUUAAGCAGAGAUCCUUCCCCCAUCCUUCCAUCCGCUCACUCUUUCGCAUCCGCCGCCAACAACCACCAAGUACUACAUACCUUUCCGCCCACGCCUGAGACCUCAGAUGACCGUCACAACGACUUGAUCGGCGCGCCUUUCGACGCCUCAGGACUUCUGUCAUCGUUCCAAGCCGUCAGCAUGAAUGAGAAACACAAUGGCAGUGCGCCGCAACCCCUUCUAUCGAAUUGUAAUAACACCAGCCCUGACUUGCGACAACAUCCCUUGCGAACUUCUCAGACAUUUGGACCUGGAGGCGUUGCCAUGAUGGAAGUCACCCCUCCCAAGUCAGAGAAUGGCAUUCUGAGUCCCAAGAGGUUCUCGGGGGAUGGGCAAACAAAACCUGGAGGGCCGUUUCGCAAGAGGAGUGGCUUCUCCAGCUUUGUCAACAACAUGCUUGGCUCUCCCAGGACAAUCAAGAUCUCCGCGCCCGAAAACCCGAUGCAUAUGAUACACGUUGGCUACGACAAUCAGACCGGGCAGUUUACGGGACUCCCUGCGGAUUGGCAGAGAAUACUAUCUGAUAGUGGAAUCCCCAAGACUGAGCAGGAGCAGAAUCCUCAGAUGAUGGUGGACAUUGUCGAGACUUACAGAAGCAAUUUUGGCGGCACAGAUGAUGGCGUUUGGCAGAAAUUCGAUCAUGCAAAGCUUUCGGACUCCCCUCAGAGCAGCAACAGCAGCCAUCACGGCCCCGUAAUAACGACUACAAGCAUUGGAUCGAGUUCCGCUGCCUAUUCGCCAAUGGUCGGUGUGAUGUCGCCUCCAGCAAGUCCUCGGUUUCCGCAAAACCAUGAAGGGAGCUUCGAAAAUCCACGAGCACCGCCACCGAUUCCGAAAGGCCCUUCGGGAAUGCCGGUGUCUAGCAUAAGAUCUGGUCAAUCUCCUAUCAUGAUGCCGCAUCGGGCCCCUCCAAGACCUCCUCAACAAAACAUACGAGAUCUUGCGCCCGCACGAUCAGCUCCUUCGCCUCCUGUCGUGCGAGAUUUGCCGUUGCGGGCAACUGAAGAACAAUCGAACCAGCAAGCCUGGGUGACCUCCUCCCCAGUCUCGCCACCUGCUCCUGGAGAUGCGGCACGCAGUCGUUCUGAUUCUAAAGGCCCUGGACUUACUCCUCCUCGUACACAACAAGCAAUUCAAUCUCCAGCUCAAUAUCAGCAGCAACAGGAACAUGCAAUGUUGUUGGCUCAACAAGCCAUUCAGAGCAAGCAGCUUGACCGUAGUCGGAGUCAGCGUCAGGUUGCGCAAGGUGCGCCCGAUGUGCCGCCCAAGGUCCUACCUCAGCAGCUCAGCCCUAACAAUCCACCAACACAAUUUGCCGCCGUGGCGGAGUCACCAUCCCUACAAGGCACGCAGCAGGUGGCCAUGGUCGGUCCCGCCCCAGGCCCCAGACCCCGAACGAGGCGACAGCAGAGCAAUAUUGUGGAUAUCACAGCUAGAUUAAAAGCAAUCUGCAGCCCAGGAGACCCUACCACGAAGUACAGCAACCUUAACAAGAUUGGACAGGGUGCUUCCGGCGGGGUUUUCACCGCAUAUGAAACUGGCACAAAGCGAUGUGUUGCAAUCAAACAGAUGAAUUUGGAACAACAACCAAAGAAGGAUCUCAUUAUUAAUGAGAUUCUGGUUAUGAAAGACAGCAAGCACAAGAAUAUUGUCAAUUUCAUAGACAGUUUCCUGCACGCUGGCGACUUAUGGGUCGUCAUGGAAUAUAUGCAGGGCGGCAGCCUUACCGAUGUGGUGACGUUCAACGUUAUGAGCGAGAGUCAGAUUGCAGCGGUGUGCAGGGAGGCAAGUACAUUGUACGGACUGCAGCAUCUGCAUUCGAAGAACGUGAUCCACCGAGACAUUAAAUCUGACAACAUCCUGCUUUCGGAAAGAGGCGACAUUAAGCUCACCGACUUUGGGUUUUGUGCUCAGAUUAAUGACACACAGAACAAGCGCACGACAAUGGUGGGGACGCCAUACUGGAUGGCCCCGGAAGUUGUGACUCGGAAAGAAUAUGGUCGAAAGGUAGACAUCUGGAGCUUGGGUAUCAUGGCCAUCGAAAUGAUCGAGGGAGAGCCGCCUUAUUUGACUGAAUCGCCGCUGCGAGCUCUAUACCUGAUCGCCAAGUACGGAACGCCGCGUAUUAAGGAUGAGCAGGCGCUCUCACCGGUCUUUCGAGACUUUCUACAUUUCGCCUUGAAGGUGGAACCUGAAAAGCGAGCGAGCGCCCAUGAUCUGCUACAUCAUCCUUUCCUCCAAAACUGUGCCCCGCUUGCCAGUCUUGCGCCUCUUGUUCAGUCGGCUCGAGAGAGUAGGGCAGCGGAAAAGGCCAAUCGAGGAAACUAA